Messenger RNA from Raphanus sativus (radish), 5383 nucleotides. Its product is annotated as SNF2 domain-containing protein CLASSY 3-like. The record is from RefSeq and is a predicted model, not a curated record. The transcript is spliced from 4 exons. Lineage: Eukaryota; Viridiplantae; Streptophyta; Magnoliopsida; Brassicales; Brassicaceae. Gene Ontology annotation, biological process: gene silencing by siRNA-directed DNA methylation. The coding region runs from base 181 to 5262 and encodes 1693 amino acids. Gene Ontology annotation, molecular function: ATP-dependent chromatin remodeler activity; ATP binding.
CUUGCUAAAACUAGCAAAAGCCAUUUCUCUUACGGAAACGCCCAUUUUUAAACCCUUGUUUCACUCUCUGAUUGGUUAACGAGCCAAUACACAUCUCAAAGCAAAAGUUUUUUUUUGAGUCCACAGAUCUAGAAGAUUCUUCAGUGAAAACUCUCUUCUGUUCAUCAUCUUAAGGAUCUAAUGGAUUGGACUAUCGGUUCAAGAAUCAAACAAAGGAACAAAGAGCGUCUUGAAGAAGUGAUGAAGAUGAAACCGGCAGAGGAAGAGGCUCAAGUGUCUACUCGCCGGAAACGAAAGCGGAGAAGAAGAAGAAGAAGAAGGGACCACAAUUCCGACAUUGAAGACAUCACCGAGACUUACAACAACGACAACAACAACGAUCUCCCUACCGAUGUAACUCAAAACGUCUCCUCUGGUGAUGUAAGAAGAAGAAGAAGAAGAAGGCGAAAGGACCAUGACUCAGACAUUGAAGACAUCACAGAGACUUACUACAACGAUCUCCCUGCUGCUUCUGCUGAUGCGGCUGUUGAAGUGAACGACAACAACAAUGUCACCGCUGCUGCUGCUCCUGAAGUGACUGAAAGAAAAGGAAAGGACCACGACUCCGACCUUGAAGACGUCACGGAGACUUACUACAACAAUCUCCCUGCUGAUGUCUCUGCUGCUGAAGUGAAUGAAAACAACAACUACCAAAAUGACCAUGACGCCGACCUUGUAGAUAUCACAGUGACUUACGCCAAAAGUCUUGCUGCUGAAGUAACUGACGGGAAGAAUUUCCUUGCCGAGGUAACUGAUAACGAUUCCUCUGGUGGUGUAAGAAGAGCCGAGUCUGAACAGAACAUGGAGGAGGAGGGUUUGUUUAGCGUUAGGGUUGUGGAUGUAGACAUGUCAGUUCCAGGACCCUCUGGGUUGAGUAUAAUGGAGAAGUUGUCUGAUGUGGUUUUGGCUUUGAAUGUGUCUAAAACAGUUCCGAACUCUUCCCAGUUGUGUGACGACGAGAAUCUUGUUGUAGAUAUGAUCAAAUCAGUUCCAGGAUCCUCUGGGUUGAGUACAAAGGAGAAGGUGCCUGAUGAGGUUUUAGAUUUAGAUGUGAUCAAGUCAGUUCCAAAGUUGUCUGAUGAUGAGAAUCCGGAUUUAGAUGUGGUGAUCAAGUCAGUUCCUAGCUCCUCUGAGUCAAGUAUUAAGCAGAAGUUGUGUGAUGAGAUUAUGGAUGUGAUUAGAUCAGCUGCAAGCUCCUCAGGGUUAAGCAAUAAGGAGAAGUUAUCUGAGGAGAUGGUUUUGGAUGUGGAUGUGGUCAAGUCAGUUCCAAAGUUGUCUGAGGAGAUUCUGGAUGUGGAUGUGGUCAAGUCAGUUCCGAAGUUGUCUGAUGAGGAUUUGGAUAAGGGUGUGAUCAAGUCUGUUCCCAUCUCCUCUGCGUCAAGUAACAAGGAGAAUGAGAGUUUGAACUCGGAUGUGUUCAAAUCUGUAAGCAGCUCCUCAGGGUCAGAAGAGGACACAUGUGUGAAGGAGAAGUGUUCCUCUGAGGUUAGAGGAGUGGGAGUUGCAAAACCAGUUCCUCCUGAGAUAGAGAUCAUUUCAGAUUCUGAGUCUGAAACCAAAGUGAGACAUUCAGCCAAGAAGAAGCUUUCUUUUGCCGAGUGUAGCAGAGUGUUAGACUCUACCAGUGAAAGCAGCGAGGAAGAAGGAACUAGUGAAGGCAAUAAUAACGCUAAAGAUGAUGUAACCGUGGAGUCUUUGUCUUCAUCAUCAUCUUCAUCUUCAGACUCAUCUUCAUCUUCCUCCUCCUCCUCUUCUUCCAGUGAAGAUGAAGUCAGUUCAAAGGAGGUAGGUGGAGAUACGGAGGAUGAUGAUUUUAGAAAGGGCAGUUCACCGAUCAGGAAAGUACCUGAAGUGAGAAGGAAGCCUUUGGGAAGGUAUAAAAGAGCUGGUCCUUGCUCAAUCACGCCUAUAAAACAGUUUCAGAAGAUUCGGAAACUAAACCAUCCAGAAGAAGAUGAAGAAGAGGAUACAUUUCAAGCCAAGCCUAAAGAGUUCAAAAGGAUUCAGAAGUCUAACUGCCAAGAAGAAGAUAGAUUCCAAGCCAAGCCUAGAAAAGAGGACAAGAGGAUUCAGAAGUUUAACCUCCAAGAAGAACAAGAAGAAGAUAGGUUUCAAGCCAAGCCUAGAAAAGAGGACAAGAGGAUUCAGAAGUUUAAUCUCCAAGAAGAAGAAGAAGAUAGGUUUCAAGACAAGCCUAGAAAUGAGGACAAGAGGAUUCAGAAGUUCCACUGCCCUGAAGAAGAAGAGGAACAACAACACAGAGAAGUUCAAAGAGAAACAAAGCAGCAUAGAAGUUUGGUGUUCGCUUGUGCUCACUGUGGCAAAGAGAAUACAGGAGUCCUUGAUUCAGACAACUCCAUCUUCAGACCACAUGCUAUCACAAGAGGUGAAGAUGCUGACGGUUAUGAUGAUGACCUGAACAAAGAUGAUUAUGUUCCUAUCAACAACACUGGGAAAGAGCCUGAGAAGCCCUCCACAUCCAGACCUGAGACCGAGAAUCCAAAGACAGGAAAAGAAGUGAUACCACCACCUGCAGCGAGGAUAUCCACAUCAAGACCUGAAACUGUGAAAGAAAAAGAGAUCCAAGCUCCUGAAAUGCCGACAAGACCUGAAAUGCAGUUCUCACUGAAGACAAGGAUGCCUGUUACAGCUGCAGAAGGACUAGCUACGCCUACUGCUCUGGUGAAUGAACCAGUGGAUAAUGAGUCUGCUUCUUCUAUCAGCUCUGGAGAGGACUCUGGAUAUGAUUCUGAGCCUUCACUAAAAGAGAAAGAGGCCGUCAAGUCUAGUAGCAACCCGGGUUGGAGAAUGAUGGAUGGGAGCCGUAAAGAAGUUGAUCUUUUCAGGCUUCUUGUGAACUCUGUUAGGGAGAAUGAUCGGUUAAGCGAAGAAGAAGAAGUAGAAGAUGACAUACUGGUUUCUUCACCUGAAGACCAAUCUGAAGAACAAGAUCAAAGAAGAUAUGAUGAUGAUGGACUCCUAAUCAUCAGGCCACCACCUUUGUUAGAGUUGUUUGAUGUGGGGGAAUCUCAAACACCACCUGUGGCUUCUGAGGCGCAGAUAGAGGAAGAUAAGAUGUGGGAAGAAAUGGAUUUUUACACUAAAUCAAACGAAGCUGAUCUCCAGCUUCAUUCAGAGAUUGAGAAAGAGAUAUCAGCUGAUGAAAGUACAGAAGCAGCAUGUAGAAAAGGGAACCACGAACUGUGUCUAGAUCUUGAGAUUGGUUUGAAGUGCAUCCACUGCUGCUUUGUUUUGACAGAGAUCAGAGGCCUAGAUGUAUCUGAAUGGGGAGAGAGGAACACAAGUGGAAGGAGAAAGAAUGAUAGAUCAGAAGAGGAAGGAAACAGCUUCACUGGCAACCUUGAUUUUGAAGCUAACGGCGAGAACAACUUAAAGGAUGGAUGUGAAUCUACUGAAGGGACUGUUUGGGAUAAGAUCCCUGGUGUCAAGUCUGAGAUGUACCCUCACCAGCAAGAGGGCUUUGAGUUUAUCUGGAGGAACUUGGCCGGUACUAUUAUGUUGAACGAGCUCCAGGACUUUGAGAACAGUGAAGAAACAGGAGGAUGCAUCAUGUCACAUGCUCCAGGGACAGGGAAAACUCGCCUCACCAUCAUCUUCCUUCAGGCCUACCUGGAAUGCUUCCCUAAUUGCAAACCUGUGAUCAUUGCUCCUGCGAGUUUGCUUCUCACGUGGGCAGAGGAGUUUAAGAAAUGGAACAUAAGCAUUCCUUUUCACAAUCUCAGCAGCUUGGAGUUUACUGGAAGAGAGAACCCAGCUGCGCUCAGGCUUUUGAUGCAGAAGAACUCCAGCGCUAGAAGCACAAAUGAGAUAAGGAUGGUUAAGAUAUACUCCUGGAUCAAGUCAAAGAGCAUACUAGGGAUCAGUUACAAUCUCUAUGAGAAGCUUGCAGGAGCUAAAGACGAGGGCAAGAAGACAAAGAAAGGGAAAGCAGUGAAACCAGACAAAGAGCUAGAAGAUAUAAGAGAGAUACUAAUGGGGAUGCCUGGACUGCUGGUUCUUGACGAGGCACACACGCCUAGGAACCAGAGAAGCUGUAUAUGGAAGACACUGUCCAAAGUCGAGACACAGAAACGGAUCUUGCUCUCUGGAACGCCUUUCCAGAACAACUUCUUGGAGCUUGGCAAUGUUUUGGGGCUUGCAAGGCCUAAGUAUCUAGAGAGGCUCAUGUCCACACUCAAGAAGAGUGGCAUGACUGUCACCAAAAGAGGGAAGAGAGCUUUGGGAGAGGAAGUAAACAACCGUGGGAUUGAGGAGCUUAAGGCUGUUAUGUUACCCUUUGUGCAUGUUCACAAAGGAAGCAUUCUUCAGAAGAGCCUCCCUGGUUUGAGAGAGUGUGUUGUGGUGUUGAACCCACCUGAUCUGCAGAGGAAAGUCCUGGAGUCCAUUGAAGUCACACACAACCAGAAAACGAAGAAUGUCUUUGAGACAGAACACAAGCUCUCUCUGGUCUCGGUCCAUCCUUCUCUUGUCUCUCACUGCAAACUCACUGGGAAAGAAAAACAGACCAUCAACGAGGCCCUGCUUGCACAGCUAAAGAAGGUGAGGCUUGACCCAAACCAAAGCGUGAAAACAAAAUUCCUCAUGGAGUUUAUCAAGCUGUGUGUGGUGAUUAAGGAGAAAGUGCUGGUCUUCAGCCAAUACAUUGACCCGCUGAAACUGAUUAUGAAGCAUUUGGUCAACUGGUUCAAGUGGACUGAAGGGGAAGAAGUGUUGUACAUGCACGGCAAACUCGAGCAGAAGCAGAGACAGACCUUGAUCAACGAGUUCAACGAUCCUAAAUCAAAGGCCAAGGUGCUGUUAGCUUCAACGAAAGCAUGCUCUGAAGGGAUCAAUCUUGUAGGAGCAUCAAGGGUGAUCCUGUUGGAUGUUGUGUGGAACCCUGCGGUGGAAAGACAGGCUAUAAGCCGUGCUUACAGGAUCGGACAGAAGAGGAUUGUCUACACGUACCACUUGGUUGCAAAGGGAACUCCAGAGGGGACUAAAUACUGUAAGCAAGCGCAGAAGGAUAGGAUCUCAGAGCUGGUGUUUGCAUGUUCCUCAAGACCUGAUAAGGGGAAAGAAAAGAUUGCUGAAGCUGUGACUGAGGACAAGGUGUUGGACACUAUGGUGAAGCAUAUGAAGCUUGGGGAUAUGUUUGACAACCUCAUUGUUCAACCAAAGGAAGCUGAUCUGGUUGAAGGCUUCAGCAUCCUUAUGCCAUGACUCUCCAUCACCAAACUCUUCCCUAUGAUUAUUAUAUGCUAUUUAAUCUUGUAAGACUUUAUUUAUGUAUUGCUUUGUGGGAUGUUAUCUGGGUAUCUUGCAAACUUGGCUUUUGUUUCCA